Molecule: messenger RNA, 387 nt
Organism: Condylostylus longicornis
Lineage: Eukaryota; Metazoa; Arthropoda; Insecta; Diptera; Dolichopodidae
Gene: osi
Product: electron transfer flavoprotein regulatory factor 1
Exons: 2
Coding region: 141-383 (80 amino acids)
Biological process (GO): respiratory electron transport chain
Cellular component (GO): mitochondrion
Source: RefSeq, a predicted model, not a curated record
UCAAUAUUUUCUGUUUUAAUAUAGAUUCUUCAUAUCGAUAUAUGAGGAAUCUAUAAUUUCUAAAUUUAGUAAAUUGCAUAGGUAGAUUUAUUUUCAUUGUGUUCAUACAUUAAAAUAAUGUUCGUCUCUAAUUUGCUAGUAUGAAAUUAAGAACAAAAGUUAGAGCACUUUAUAAACAAUUACUGUUCCUUGGGCGUAAUCAUCCUUCCGGUUAUAUAAAAUUUAGAAACCAGUGUCACGAAGCAUUUAUAAAAAAUAAAGAUGAACAGCAUCCACAGAAGAUUAAAGAAUUACUAGUUAAGGGAAGAUACAUUUGCAACGAAAUUGAAGCGUUGUAUCAUUUAAAAAAAUACAGAUCUAUGAAAUCAAGAUAUGAGAAGUGAAAAA